AUGGAUGGUAUUGGAUUUGAUUUUGAGGAAUAUGACAUUUCGCCGUUUCCCAAGUUUCAACAUUUAAAAAAUUUACAAGCUUGUGACUUAUCUGUUGAUAAAUUGGAACCAAGAACAACACCAGCUAAAUUACUGAAAGGAUUUCAUGAUUGUGUUGAUCCAUUAUUUGAAGAUAUUCUCAUUAAAAUGAAGCCCAAAAACUUUUCACUCGAAAUCUGCAAAACAAUUAAAAAAUGCGAUACGAUUCCGGAAUUUACCAAUCUUUCAAUUGAUGAAUUUCCCAAUGAUCAUAAAAUCAAAUGGGCAAUCCUACCGAAUUGUGUGAGAAUUUUCAGAAUUCUUGGAAAACACAUGAUUAUUUUCUAAUUUCAUAUAAUUCCAGAAAGAAGAUAAUGUCAUGGUAACAUUAGGUAUUGGACUUGAUGUAAAAGCUGAAGUUCUACUUUAUCGAACUCUUCCAAAUACAUCAUUCUACGGAGCCGAUCCAAUUAUCCAACCAAAUCUCCAACUUUAUUCACAUUUUGGUGGAAAGUUCUUCCCGUUUGCAGUUGGAAAAGAAGCAGGAGUUAAUAGAUUCAAGGUUUUACCAAAUCAAAAUAAAAAAACAAGAGAAUAUACAUACCAAGAUGUCACUACAAUUGAUGUUCCUUAUUUUUUCAAAAAUAUUUUGAAAUUGAAGCAAAUUGAUUUUCUAUGGAUUGAUAUUGAAGGAGGAGAAUUAACCUUUUUGCAUUACUUGCACAGGGGAAAUACGUUUGAUAAACUUGGAGUCACAAUUUGUCAGUUCAACGUUGAAGUAAGUAUACAUAGUGUAGCAUUAGUGAUAUCAUUGGAAAUAUGCAUAUGCAUAUUUCUGUUCAUUGGGUAAAGGAAGGGUGUAAACAGUCAGAAUGUCAAAUCAACAAAAAAAAAAUUAACACGAUUCAAAUGACAAUCGAUCAAACUGUUCAAAAUCAUUAGAAAUAUUGCAAUUUCAGUCAGACAAAUAACCCAGUCUUUAUGUAUACAUUGUCGAUAAAAGUUUGAAAGUGGUUUUGAAAAAAUUGAAUAUGUUUCUCUGAUAUAUCUGAAUCAUACAUGCUCUCAUAGAUUUUCAUCGAUUUCUGGUUUAUCUCUAAUUAUAUGUGGAUAUCAAUCAAUAUCCUCCAAUAAACUAGGUUGAAUGAAAACAAGAUGUUACCAGAACUUUGUUUUUUUUUUGGAAAUAGGAGUAGAAACCCCGUGGAAAUCACGGAAUGAGCUAUUGCUUUCAGAAAGUAUUUUGGUCAAAUCCAAAUCAAAAUGAGUUGAAACAACAAAAAUUAUGCUCGAACUAUUCAUUGUUGAUAUUAAGAAUUCGGAAAAUAUAUUGAAAACAAUUCAAGGAAACUGAUUCACCGAUACAUGAGUUGAUUAUGACUUUGGCGAUGUUGCAGAUGAAUUUCUCCUCCGAGGAGAAAUGGGGCGAAAUUCAAAAAAUACAUUGUUUCGCCUCCACGUGCAACACGUUUCUCCUCUUUCUCCUCAAUUAGCUCGAGGGUGAAACUAACCUGCAUCAUCGCCAAACGUGAUAUGUUUCUCAGAUCCAUUAUGGGGUGAUUCAAAUAGAAAAACAAACAUGCUGAGUCGAAAUUUUUUGUAAAAAAACGUUUGUUAACAUGUUUUUUUUCUAUCUGAAUCACCCCAUAAAAAUGCUCCUCGAAAAACAACAUAUUUGGGAAAAGUCAUGAUUUUCAAUUUUUUCCAAAAAAUUUAAGAUUUUUCAUUGAUAUCAACAUAAUUCUUGGUAGUUCCAUUUCAGAAAAAUAACUUUCAAAACAUUUUUGUUGAUGCUGUUUGGCAUUAUUUGAGCUUUGAAUAUGAAUCAAACCGCAUAUUUUUUUUCUUCUCCAGUCAUGGCCAAAAACGAUGACAGGUUUCAGUUCAAAAACUCUUUUUGUUAAAAAAAAAGGGGGGGGGGGUGAGACGACAAAAUUUUAUUUGCUCAAAAGAUCGGGCCCCCUUUUAAUAGUGUUUUGUGACAUCUAAGCUCGCAAAAUUUUUUGAUCUACAAGAUGUUGCCGAUAGGAAAACGCGUACCCUUUUUACCCUUGUCGAUAAUACACAAAUGUCAUUUAGAAGGAAAUGUGUUAAGUCCACCCAAAGUUAACACCUUAACUUUGGACAUGUUUGGAGGCAAAAAAAUGUUUAAAAAAUGUUGUAGCUAUAUAGUUCUCACGUUCUAUGUGGUUUUUUUGCCCGAUAAGCAAGCGUAUUUUGUAUUUUCAGCUUCAUCCUGAUUCCUGGCCAAAUGGUUAUCAAAUUGUAUUUGAUUUCAUACCUCGAAUCCUCCGCGAAAAUCGAUAUGUUUUUCUCAAACCAUUAGAAACAACAACUGGUGUUUUCCGAUUAUUUUUCAUUAAUGUUGAAAAUCAACAAUGUGUCAGAAAGUAUAUACAGUAA
This is a messenger RNA of Caenorhabditis angaria, 2421 nucleotides long. The record is from the annotation of a GenBank genome assembly. NCBI's taxonomy places the organism in Eukaryota, Metazoa, Nematoda, Chromadorea, Rhabditida, Rhabditidae.